Phytophthora infestans T30-4 is the source of this 1257-nucleotide messenger RNA. RefSeq names its product serine protease family S33, putative. Gene Ontology annotation, molecular function: short-chain carboxylesterase activity; monoacylglycerol lipase activity. The transcript is spliced from 3 exons. NCBI's taxonomy places the organism in Eukaryota, Oomycota, Peronosporomycetes, Peronosporales, Peronosporaceae. The coding region runs from base 1 to 1257 and encodes 418 amino acids. The record is from RefSeq and is a predicted model, not a curated record.
AUGGGGAACGUCUUCGUGCGCGCUUUGGCUCGGAACCAUCAACGUCGUCUCCGCUUGGCAUUCGCAUUGGUGUUGCUGUAUGUGGCCAAGAAACUACUUGGGCCUUCGUUGACGGCAAUGCUAGUGCGCUGGCACUUGGCUCGUGCGGGCGAGACACCUCGACUGAUCUACCGCAAGACGCCAGCCAACAACAAAUUGUUGUCACACUGCGCUACGAUGAGUACUCUGUUCAAUGGACAUCUGCAGACGAUCAAGUUCGCACAGGAUAAAAGUGGACCGAAGAUCGACUACAAGCGUCAACUGUUGGACAUGCCUGACGGCGGUGUCGUGUCAUUAGACUGGGCGCUGCUACCUGUAUACUCGCCUAGAGGUAAAGCAAGCCACGUGGAUCCUACGCGACGUACCGUGUUGUUGCUGCCGGGACUGACAGGAGGCAGCCCAGCGAAUUAUAUUCGCUUCACAGUUGCCAAGCUGCAUGAAAUCGGCUGGCAGUGUGUGGUUCUGAACGCUCGUGGGUGUGCCAACACUCCUGUCAAGACGGCACAGCUCUACUGCACUGCCUACACGGAAGACCUGCGCUUCGUGCUACAAGAAUUGGACAAUAAAUAUGAUUUUGGACAGGAAGCAUUCGUGGGUGUAGGAUUCUCCAUGGGAUCAAACGUGCUGGUCAAGUAUCUGGGCGAAGAGGGCGAUCAAACUCCGUUGACCGGAGCUGUCUCAGUUGGAAACCCCUUUAACUUGAUCAAAGUGUCCGAGAGUUUGUCCGGUACGUAUUUCAACCGACUCAUGUACGACCAGGCUCUCAACCGCAGUAUGAAGACACUGUUCUUCGAAAAGAGUAAUGCUGCGGAGAAGUUUGAGGGGUACCCAGGUCUCGACCUGGAGGCAGUUCGAGCUUCACGUACUGUGCGUGAAUUUGACGACACCCUGACGAGUGUCUUGUUUAACUACAAGAAUGCUGACCACUUCUACGAAGACGCAUCGUCCGAUAAGAAGCUUCGUGCUGUCAAGGUGCCGCUACUCUGUAUCAACGCCGAGGACGAUCCUAUCAGUGUUCGUACUGCUCUACCGUCACGCGCUCUGGUGGAGUCCAGUCCGAACGUGAUUCUGUGCACUACAAAGUCGGGUGGACACUUGGCCUACUACGAAAGUUCUCUCCACGAGAAGAACGGACCCACCAUGUGGACUGCUAAACCCAUUGCUGAGUUCGCUGAGGCAGUGCGUCUAACCAAGUUAGAGGCAGCGCAAGGAGCGUAG